GACCAAAGAGGCCAGAUCCUUCAUUUUAUAGGUUCUUGUAUAUGCUAACUCUAGUUUCCUUCACUGCUUGGCCGUAUGGUGCAGCACUAGUUCCGGAAUAAGCAGGAUCAUAAGCGAGAGUACUCUCAUUUCCUCUCUGAUUUGUAUGUUGCGGUCUGUGGUUUGCGGUAUUUUGGAUAUACGUUAAAAUGGAAAACGUCAAAAAACUUUGAAUAGAUUUUAACGAAGUACUUUUGAAUGACAAUGCUAGAAAGUAUGAUGGUUGAAUCAACAUGAGAAAGAACGUUCUUAACCGUCUUUCCUUUUAAAUAAAUAUUAAUAAGCUAUGUAAAUUUUGCCAUUGACAACUGAUAUGAUAUGAUCAUGGCGGAAUCUACGAAGACAGAGGAUGAUAAAAUUAAGUGUAACAUUUUAAUCGUCGGAGCUGGAAUGGCUGGAUUGUCAGCUGCAAAUCAUUUACUGAAGAAUCAAGAGACCGAUUUUUUGAUUGUCGAAGCACGAGGUCGCAUAGGUGGGCGUAUAAUCGCUACCAAAAUCGGCAAUGAAAAAGUAGAAUUAGGAGCAAAUUGGAUCCAUGGUGUCCUAGGGAAUCCAAUGUUUGAAUUAGCUAUGGCAAAUGGAUUAAUAGAUAUAGUACAUGUACCAAGGCCUCAUAAAGUUGUAGCUGCUAUGGAAGAUGGGAAACAAUUGCCUUUUCCAGUUUUGCAAGAAAUUUAUGAAGCUUAUGUGUGUUUUUUAAGAAGAUGCGAGGAAUAUUUCUUAAGUACUUAUAGCCCCCCAGAUGGAAUAAACAAUGUUGGAGCACAUGUGUCAUUAGAGGCUGAGAUUUAUUUAUCAACCUUGCCAUCUGAAGAAAGAAGAAUCAGACAGUUAUUGUUUGAUUGUUUACUCAAAAGAGAAACUUGUAUUACUGGCUGUGAUAGCAUGGAAGAUGUCGAUUUGUUGGAAAUGGGAUCUUAUGCUGAACUUCAAGGUGGAAAUAUUAGUCUUCCAAAUGGAUACAGUGCUAUAUUAGAACCAGUUUCAAAACACAUACCAAAGAGCACCAUUCUAACUAAACAUGUUGUCACUAAGAUUAGGUGGCAAAGAAACAAAUGCAUGGACAAUGAAAAUUCCAAUAACUGUUCUAAUACAAAUUCACCUAUCGAAAUACAAUGUGAAAAUGGAAAAACAAUAUUAGCUGAUCAUGUUAUUUGUACAUUGCCAUUAGGAGUACUUAAGGAAAAAGCUAAUGAUAUAUUUGAACCACCUUUACCAAAUGACAAACUUGAAGCCAUAGAUAGACUUUUAUUUGGUGCUGUAGAUAAAAUAUUUUUAGAAUAUGAAAGACCAUUUUUAAAUCCUGGUGUGUCAGAAGUAAUGCUCCUAUGGGAUGAUAGAGGACUGUCAGAGGAAGAGAAGCAGGACAUUAGUAAAACAUGGUUCAGAAAGAUCUAUUCUUUUACGAAAAUUUCGGAAACUCUAUUACUGGGUUGGAUAUCAGGAAAAGCUGCUGAAUACAUGGAGAAAUUAAGUGGAGCGGAAGUAGCAGAAGUAUGCACAUCGAUAUUAAGGAGAUUUCUUAACGAUCCGUUUGUACCAGCACCAAAAAAUUGUUUGUGCACCUCGUGGCAUUCACAGCCAUAUACGCGUGGUUCCUACACUGCUAUGGCUGUUGGUGCAAGUCAAUUAGACAUUGAUCGUUUAGCUGAUCCUAUAUUACAAGAAGAUGAUCCUUCGAAAAUAGUAAUAGCGUUUGCAGGUGAACAUACGCAUUCUUCCUUUUAUAGUACGGUACACGGGGCAUAUUUAACCGGUCGGACCGCUGCCCAAGCACUUUUGGACUCGAGAAAGAACGAAAAGAAUUCAUUGAGUCUCAGUUGCGAAGAGACAAGUGAUCUAAGUUCAUGGAUACAAGGAAUUUCUCUAAAUUAAAUAUUAAAAGUUGUUUUAAGAAAAGGUGAAUCGGAAGUUAUUCUCUAUAUCGAAAUUUUCACACAAUUGAGCACAAUUUAUUAUCGUGGUACGAAGAAUAUUUUACACACUGUCGAAAUCGAUGACAAUUGUGAUUUAUAGAUGUUUGGUAUUAACGCGAAAUCUUGUGAACUAUUUUAAUUUUGUAAAUAAUAUAGCGAAUUGUUUAUAUUAUGUACAUAACAACGCCUGUUUAAAAUUUUAAGACUUUAUAAAUAUGUAUUUUGCGAUUUGAUCUACUAUCAUACUUUUCUUCUUAAAUAAUCGAGAAAAGAAUGACAGUAUGAAAAUCGUAUCACGAACAUGCUUCAUUUUAUAGGGUCACCUAACAUCAGUUAUACAAAUUUUAUAUAAUUAAUGCUAUCAUAAGUGCUUUUUAUCCUUAAUAGAAAUUCAGACAAUUUAGUGAUCGCUAAUCACUGCAUUAAAUAAUGAAUUGAUUUUUACCUCUCUAUGGACAAAGUGAAUGUAACAUGAUCUUACUUUGACAAAGAAAUAAAAUUAAACAUCUAUAUUUGCAUAGCAAAUUUAGUAAUAUUUGUUGUUAUAUCUACACAUAUAUCUAUGACUAUAUAUAGAUGAUAAUGGACAAAAUAUCAAAAUUAUACAAUUCCAAAAUUGCCAGUUGUUUUAUUUGAAUUUAUUCUUAUUUCUGAAUUUUUAUAUGCCGUUAUUUGAAAGUAUUAUUAUAAAGUGCAUUUUAUCUAGUCAUAUUACGUUAUUACGCAUUAUAGUUUUUAAAUAUGCAACAAAAAUAUCCUUUAUCUUUUAUAUGUUUCUUUUUAAUGCAAAUAAUGUAUCAGCUUAGAAUAAAAUUAAUCAGUGAUCUACAAUAUGAAUCAGUCCUGCAUAUCCAUUUUGCAAACAAGACAAUAGAAAUACGUAGGUGACCAUAAAUUAUGUUUAAAAUGUGAUAGAAGACCUUGCAAUACUAUUGUUUUCUUACGUACAUUUAAUACUACUCUAAGAUUCUUUUUAAUACAUAUUACAGAUUUUUAACAUCCCAAAUAUACAUUUAUUUUUUUGCAACUGCCACUUAAUAUUACUCAUGACAACGCAAAUUGAAAUGUAAUUGAUAAAACCAAAAAAAUGUUAUAUUAUGCACAGAUAGAAUUACGAUUGAAAUAAAUAAUUUUCAGUAAUUA
Bombus pascuorum is the source of this 3098-nucleotide messenger RNA. Its product is annotated as peroxisomal N(1)-acetyl-spermine/spermidine oxidase. The transcript is spliced from 3 exons. The record is from RefSeq and is a predicted model, not a curated record. Gene Ontology annotation, molecular function: polyamine oxidase activity. Bases 358 to 1914 code for a protein of 518 amino acids. Lineage: Eukaryota; Metazoa; Arthropoda; Insecta; Hymenoptera; Apidae.